AUGUCCACUUCUCGACGUCUCACCCAGCGCCUUGUCUGUGUUGUUCAAGGAUGUAAUCAAACCUUCAGAACUCAAUACGGUCAUACGCAGCAUAUCAAUGCAAAGCAUACUGGCAUUGACAUGCAACCAUCUUCUUGCCGACCUGAGUUGGUAUCCUGCAAUAGUGAGAGAGAUGCAGAGCAAAUAUCCAGCCCUUCAUUCAUGGAUAUUGAUGAUGAGCCUACAUUUUCAUCCGCAUUUAACCGGUUCAUAUUGCUUGUAUCCUCUUCAAUGUAUAUCUACAAUUUAUGUUUGCUUGUAAGUCUACCAUGUGAUUCUCAAGGGAAUUUCUUGCCUACUGGCACACCACCAUCAUCGCCUGUCCAACCUGAGAAUGUUGCAGAGCCCUUUAUGGAUCCGCUUCAAUUUCGAAUCGCCGAUUUUCUGUUUCGAAAGGUAGAGAUGUCGCAGGGAAAUAUCAACGAGCUUAUGGAGCUCUGGACUCUUACGAUGCUCAAACAUGGCGACUUCGGACCCUUUGAGAACCACGAUGAGAUGUACAAGUUAAUCGAUGCUAUCCAGCAAGGUAGUGCACCUUGGAAGUGUUUCGUCACCCAGGUGGAUGCGAACCUUCCUCCCACUGCGCCAAGCUGGCAAUGCAAUCAAUAUCAGAUUUGGUAUCAUGACCCCGACAUGGUCAUCAGCAAUAUUCUAGCCAACCCCGAUUUCUCCAAUGAGUUCGACACUGCCCCAUAUGUUGAAGUCAGUUCAGAUGGGAAGCGGUGGUGGUGUGACUUUAUGUCUGGGAAUUUCGCAUGGAGACAUGCAAGUCGAAUACACCAGGAGGAUCCAACCAUGGCAGGAGCAAUGUAUGUCGGCAUCAUCUUGGGUAGUGAUAAAACAACGGUAUCUGUUGCUAUGAGUAAUGUCGAGUAUUAUCCUUUGUAUAUUUCGAUUGGAAACAUCCACAAUUCUGCAUGGCAUGGCCAUCGUAAUGCAGUAGUACCAAUUGGCUUCCUCGCUAUUCCCAAAUCAGAUCGCAAGUACGAUGAUGACCCUGUGUUUCGAACCUUCAAGAAGCAGCUCUACCAUCAAUCCAUUGCAGUGAUUUUGCAAUCUCUAAAGCCUGCUAUGAUGGAGCCAGUCAUUCGACGUUGUCCUGAUGGGCAUUUUCGACGGGUGAUUUAUAAUCUGGCAUCCUUUAUUGCCGACUAUCCUGAACAAGUUCUCCUCUCGGGAAUUGUAUCUAGAUGGUGCACAAAGUGCACGGCACUGUCAAGUGAUUUAGAUGGAGAAGGUGGGCGACAUACCCAAGAGCUUACUCAAUUGCUCUUGGAUGAGUUUCGUGAUGAGAGCGAUACAUUAUGGUAUACCUACGGCAUCGACAAAACUACAAAGCCAUUCACGUUCCAUUUUCUGCGUGCCGACAUUCAUGAGAUUUUGACUUCUGAUCUCUUACAUCAAGUGAUUAAAGGCUCUUUUAAAGACCACCUCGUGGAGUGGGUUGGGGAGUACCUUCUUCAGUCAGAGGGAAAAGACCGAGCACGGGAGAUCAUGGAUGACAUUGAUCGCCGUAUUGCUGCAACUCCGGCUUUUCCAGGCUUUUUGCCUGGUCUUAAGGUCUAUCUUCCUGCUGUUGCUGACUAUCUCCCAGAGGAAAUGAUGCAAUGUUUGGCAUCGUUUCUUGACUUUUGCUAUCUCGUCUGUCGCACCGACUUCAACGAAGAUACCAUUCUUGAAGUCGAGUCUGCCAUGGCACGCUUCCAUUACUACAGACAAGUUUUCAUUACCACUGGGGUCCGUGAUACCAUCUCUCUUCCUCGUCAGCAUUCCCUUGUCCAUUACUGGCAACACAUCAUUGAUUUUGGGGCUUCGAACAGUCUCUGUUCCUCAAUUACGGAGUCGCGCCAUAUCACAGCUGUUAAAAAGCCUUGGUGUCGAUCUAACCGUUAUAAUGCCCUAAGCCAAAUGCUCUUAACAAACCAACAACUUGAUAAGCUUGCUGCACUGCGUUCUGAACUUGUGAACUAUGGUCUUGUCACCCCAAAUCACCCUCCUCCACCGGAUCCUUUUGAUCUUGAGAGUGAAGAUGUUGGAGCUGUUGAUGAGCUGAUUCUUGCAGAAGUCAAACUCGCUGUCACUAAAGAACGUGCAUAUCCUCGCCGUCUCGAGCGCUUGGCACAGCACAUCCACUGUCCAGAUCUUCCAGAGCUGAACGACCCUCCCUCAGAAGAUAUCCACCUUGAUGACUGUCCCGAGAUCAUGUCCAACAUAUAUGUCUACCACUCUGCUGUGGCAUCCUUCUAUGCACCUAGUGACAUUUCCAGAGUCAGAGGUAUGCGCCGGGAACGUAUUCGGUCGACCCCAUCUUGGCAUAAACGUCCAUGCCAUGACUGUGCAUUUGUUGUCAAGGACGAGGAAAAGCCUGGCUUCUCUGGGAUGAGUGUUGUAAGAAUUUUACUUUUCUUCUCAUUUGUUCAUGAGGGGGUGACCUAUCCAUGCGCACUGGUGCAGUGGUUCAAGAAGCAUGGGCAACAUGCAGAUAAGAAGACAGGCCUCUGGAUUGUUAAACCUGAGGUAGCACAGGGUCGUCCGGUUAUAAGUGUUAUUCAUCUAGAUUCACUUUUUCGUGGUGCGCAUAUAAUUCCCAUGUAUGGAACACAUUCUGUACCCCAUAGGUUUGACUACACCUAUUCUUUGGACUGUUUCAAAGCUUUCUAUGUAAAUAAGUAUGCAGACCACCACACAAAUGAAAUUAUUUUCUCCUGA
Molecule: messenger RNA, 2748 nt
Organism: Desarmillaria tabescens
Lineage: Eukaryota; Fungi; Basidiomycota; Agaricomycetes; Agaricales; Physalacriaceae
Exons: 10
Coding region: 1-2748 (915 amino acids)
Source: RefSeq, a predicted model, not a curated record